UGUGGGACAGCUGGUGCUGGUGGCAGCCGAGGGGCCGGAGGCAGAGGCCGUGGCGGCCCGGAGCGAGCUGCGCUGCAGGGAGCUGCAGCAGCCGCCGCCGCCCCCGCACAAGAGGAACCUCGGCUGCCCACCGACCCUUCCUCACUUUUGGAAAUGGCGGGCGAAAUCACAGAGACCGGGGAGCUCUACUCUCCCUACGUUGGACUGGUGUACAUGUUUAACCUCAUCGUGGGCACUGGUGCGCUCACCAUGCCCAAGGCCUUUGCCACCGCUGGGUGGCUUGUCAGCCUGGUCCUGCUGGUGUUCCUGGGCUUCAUGAGCUUUGUGACGACCACCUUUGUAGUGGAGGCCAUGGCAGCAGCCAACGCUCAGCUCCACUGGAAGAGGAUGGAAAAUCACCAGGAGGAGGAAGAUGAUGACUCCUCCACAGCCUCUGACAGUGAUGUUCUCAUCCAGGACAACUAUGAGCGGGCAGAGAAGCGACCCAUCCUGUCUGUGCAGAGGCGUGGAUCUUCGAACCUUUUUGAAAUCACAGACCGGGUGGAAAUGGGACAGAUGGCCUCCAUGUUCUUCAGUAAAGUGGGGGUCAACUUGUUCUAUUUCUGUAUCAUCAUUUACCUGUAUGGGGACCUGGCCAUCUAUGCUGCCGCCGUGCCCUUCUCCCUCAUGCAGGUGACCUGCAGCACCACUGGCAACGACUCCUGUGGUGUGGAGGCCGACACCAGGUACAAUGACACUGACCUGUGCUGGGGGCCCCUGCGCCGAGUGGACGCCUACCGCAUCUACCUGGCUGUCUUCACUCUCCUCCUUGGACCCUUCACCUUCUUUGACGUCCAGAAGACCAAGUACCUGCAGAUCCUGACCUCCCUGAUGAGAUGGAUAGCUUUCGCCAUCAUGAUCGUGCUGGCCCUGGUCCGCAUCGGGUACGGGCAUGGGGAGGGGCAUCCACCGAUGGCUGACUUCUCUGGGGUCCGGAACCUGUUCGGGGUGUGCGUCUACUCCUUCAUGUGCCAGCACUCCCUGCCUUCCCUUGUCACACCCGUCUCCUCCAAGCGCCACCUCACACGCCUGGUCUUCCUGGACUACGUGCUGAUCCUGGCCUUCUACGGUCUCUUGUCCUUCACCGCCAUCUUCUGCUUCCGCGGCGACAGCCUCAUGGACAUGUACACCCUCAACUUCGCGCGCUGCGACAUCGUGGGCCUGGCUGCCGUGCGCUUCUUCCUGGGCCUCUUCCCCGUCUUCACCAUCAGCACCAACUUCCCCAUCAUUGCCGUGACCCUCCGCAACAACUGGAAGACACUGUUCCACCGCGAGGGGGGCACAUACCCCUGGGUGGUGGACCGCGUGGUGUUCCCCACCAUCACCCUGAUGCCGCCUGUGCUGGUGGCCUUCUGCACCCACGACCUGGAGUCCCUGGUGGGCAUCACGGGGGCCUACGCUGGCACAGGCAUCCAGUACGUCAUUCCCGCCUUCCUGGUAUACCACUGCCGCAAGGACACCCAGCUGGCCUUUGGCUACGGGACUGUCAACAAGCACAGGUCCCCUUUCCGCCACACCUUCUGGGUGGGCUUUGUGCUGCUCUGGGCUUUCUCCUGCUUCUUCUUUGUCACCGCCAACAUCGUUCUCAGCGAGUCCAAGGUCUGAUGGCAGAAUGUGUCUGGUGACAAGAUGGAUGGGGGCCCCACCCCCACCUCCCCACCUGCAGAGCCAAGAUCUAGUUGCCUCCCAGGUCUCCAUGGGGCAGGCGCAGCUGGGGCUCUUGGAGGGGAUUUUCCAUAUCUCCAGGUAGGGAUCUUCUCCCCACCCAGGAUUCCGCACAGUGGAUGAUUCCACAGAUUCGUCCAGGGUGGCCCUCCUCCUAGGUCCUCCUGCGUAAGGCUGCCCCCAGCCAGUUGAGCCACACAACCCAGGCACAUGGCUGCUCCCAGAUUCCAGGACUGGUUACUGCUUUACACACACACCCCACCACCCCCACCAGCAGGAGCGGGCUCCUCCCUCACACAGUGGAGACUGCAGUGCUGGCACUGCCAUUAUUUAUACCAAUCACCAUGUCCCCCUCGCCCUCCUUCCCAGCCCCCUCCCACAUCCUCAUCUGCUCCACUAGUAGCUGCUCCCUCAGGGCGAAUCCCAAGCCCUGACCCUCCCUGCUGGGCCUGCCAGUGGCAAGCAAAGCCCACUUCCCUGUCAGGCCUGGAGUCACCAAGGCCACUCCUACGGGAGGGCCUGGCCAGCCCCAAUGACAAGAAUAGGAAGUGCUACUCAGCACCAGGGUCCUUGGACCAGAGCUCUGUGGGCCCUUGCUGUGGGCGCCAGCUCCUGUCCUGGGCUCCUGAGCCCGUGGUAACUCGGGAGCAGCAGGCGGAAGCAGCCCUUCUGUGAGAGCAUGGCAGCGCGCAUGUGCUAGAUUUAAAGCCCAGUGCUUGUGACCCCUGAAAGGGAUCCUCUGCUCUCCUGACUGCCCCACUGGGGUCCUCAGGCCUCUGUCAGUGCGGAGGGCAGCAUACAAGGGCCACUAGAUGGGAGCUACCCCCACCCGCCACCAAGGUGGCUCAAGAGUGCCCUGGGCAUGUACUGGCCAGUGGGUUCCAUGGUUCCCACCCAGUAAGAGGUCAGGCCUGCUCCCACUCCAACACUAAAGGUGGCUCCCUUUCAAGCCGGGCUGUGGGUGCUCGCUGUGCACACACUCCAUGUCUCCUGGGUGCCAUGGGGUGAGGUGGGACACCGGCCACCAUUCCCAUGGAAGAAAAGCCAGGUUCCCAGCCACCUCACCGCUCCUCCAUGGUACCCUCCCUCUCACAAUCAUGCAUGCACCUGCUGGGCCAGCCUGCCUCGGAAACACAAGUGACUCUAAUGAACUCUGUAUUUUCAACGUGCCUUCUGCUUCAGGACCUGGGGGUCCUUCCUGAUCCUCCCUGGUGUGCCCCCAGCCCUGGGCGUCUCUGGGGUGGGGUCUCAGGCCCCUGCCCCCCCUCUUGAUUUCAGUGCCUUGCUCAGCUCUCUUUAGGGAACCUCCGAAGCCUCCCCCUGCAUCUCACCGUCUUCGUACCACGGACAGAGCGAUGAUGCUGGGUCUUCGGGGGCCAUGGUCUCAGGGGAGGGGGGAGAGGAACAUGGGGGAGUCCGCAGGCAGCGCCACCCCCACCUCUGGCCCUUGGCAGCCCCAGCCUGUGAGAAUCCCGUGUCAUAAUUGGCCGUGAUCUGCUUGCUCACUGUUGUCGCACGUCUUUAGUCCUCACAACCUGUCUCCUCGUACUGUUAUUUUCCAUCCACGUGAAAAAUAGAUGCCCCUUCCCCAUCUGCCAUUGUGGCUCCUUUCCAGGAGGCCCUGCCCCGGGGUGGGCAGAGCAGGGAGGGUUCCACGGUGGCCCAGUCCCCUGUGGCUCGGGCCCUCCCUGGAGUGUCUGGCUGUUUGCUGAAAACUCAAUUAAAACAUCUGUACUUAGCCUUCUCCAAUUACGUUCCCUCUUGCUUAAGGACAAAGCAAAUUAAGUCAUCCUGCCGCCCCAGGCUUCAAACCAAAUAUUGGACGUGAAUUUAUUAGCAUCAUAAAGCCCAAGUUGAUUUAUGUGACAAUCUGGAGCCAUACAGCAGUGGAGUCCGCGGCUGCAUUCCCCUCCUCUGAGCUGAGCAGCCCCAGUCCUGGAGGGAAUUGGCCCAAGGUGACCAGGUCACUGAUGGCAAGCCAGGGUCCUCGCCACUGCCACUGCCUGGGUUCCUUUGCUCCCCGGUGUUCACCUGCUGUCCAUCCUGCGAGAGGUCAGAUGGCGUCGCCUUCCUCUCUACUGCUGAUAGCCAGGGCUUGGGGCAAGGGGGAGAGGACCCCGACCGCUAGCAUUCCCCAGGUGACACUUGCUCGCUGCGUGCAUCAAGCACAUUUGGCUGAGCUUUUACGUCAGCUCGGUGAGGUGGGCAGUCGGGUAAUGGUUUCCAUUCUAUAGAUGGAUGGACCCCCAGGGUCGGUGGUGGGGAGGGCAGAAGAUGCCAGCCUGGCCUGGCCCAGGUCAAGUGUCACUGUGGAGGAAGACAUAAACUCAGCAGCCUCCACUCGACGUCCUCUGCCCACACUGCCCCAGAGCAGCCCCGAGGGCAGGCCAGGUCAAGGUGGGAGUCAGCGUUCUCCGCCUCCUUCCCUGCCGGAGCACCAGAGCCUCGUGCCGUCGUG
Diceros bicornis minor is the source of this 4162-nucleotide messenger RNA. RefSeq names its product transmembrane protein 104 (gene SLC38A12). Bases 154 to 1644 code for a protein of 496 amino acids. NCBI's taxonomy places the organism in Eukaryota, Metazoa, Chordata, Mammalia, Perissodactyla, Rhinocerotidae. The transcript is spliced from 10 exons. The record is from RefSeq and is a predicted model, not a curated record.